Molecule: messenger RNA, 775 nt
Organism: Xiphias gladius (swordfish)
Lineage: Eukaryota; Metazoa; Chordata; Actinopteri; Istiophoriformes; Xiphiidae
Gene: ube2nb
Product: ubiquitin-conjugating enzyme E2Nb
Exons: 4
Coding region: 95-556 (153 amino acids)
Source: RefSeq, a predicted model, not a curated record
AAGAGUGAGUUAUCUGUCCCCGCCCCGGCAACUCAGUCAGUCCAAGCUGAAGAGAAGGCGAGUCCACGGCUAAAAAUAUAAUAGCUAACACAAGAUGGCCGGUUUGCCUCGUAGGAUUAUAAAGGAGACACAGCGGUUGAUGGCAGAGCCUGUUCCAGGGAUCACGGCUACGCCUGAUGAAGGGAAUGCACGUUACUUCCACGUGUUCAUUGCGGGGCCUCAAGACUCUCCUUUUGAAGGAGGCACAUUUAAACUUGAACUAUUUCUUCCAGAAGAGUAUCCCAUGGCAGCUCCCAAAGUGCGAUUCAUGACCAAAAUCUACCACCCCAAUGUUGACAAACUGGGAAGAAUAUGUUUAGACAUUUUGAAAGAUAAGUGGUCUCCAGCCCUGCAGAUCCGUACAGUGUUGCUAUCUAUCCAGGCGUUAUUAAGUGCUCCCAAUCCAGAUGAUCCCCUGGCAAACGACGUCGCAGAGCAGUGGAAGAAAAACGAAAGCCAUGCCAUUGAGACAGCCCGAACAUGGACCAGGCUCUACGCGGGCAACACUGAAGUAUAGAAGAAGAGAGACGAGGCGUCUGAAUGUGAUCCACAAAAUGUACUCCUAUUCUGUCAACAUUUGAAUUUAACGGACACAAAAAAAGAGAAAAAAAUAAGAUUAUAAGUCCAAAUCUAUUUGAAAGAAAUGACAAGAUUUACUGCUGCAGACCUCUGGGUGACUUAUUUCCCUCUCUAAGACGCGUUAAAUGUUUGUUAGUCUGUUUUCUUUCUUUCUUUA